Anthostomella pinea is the source of this 780-nucleotide messenger RNA. Lineage: Eukaryota; Fungi; Ascomycota; Sordariomycetes; Xylariales; Xylariaceae. The record is from the annotation of a GenBank genome assembly.
AUGAACGACCUCACCACCGGCCCAAGCGGCAUUGAACGCAUCCCUUGUGAGAUGAAGAUUAAAAUCUUCGUACACAUGACCGACAUGCGCUCUGCACGCUCCCUCGCACAAACCAGCCAGGUUUUUGCCGCCACCUACCACAACAAUGCCGUCAAGAUUGACCAGGCUAUCACCAUGAACAUCGCCCACCGAGUCGCCAAAGAGAGAAUAGGUUUUCAAUCGCUAUCGAUCAUCAAGGCCGGUAUCAUGGUUUACCAAGCGAGUCACCUUGACGUUCCCUUUGCUCUCGACCUCUUUUCGGAUUUCUUUUAUCUGAACUCAGAUUACGAAGUAACCAAGAAAGACCUCAAUAUCAUCAAGAGUCUGGAUACCCCCUGCGGCCUCCUAUCCACAGCCUAUGUCCUCAGCGUGAUGGCACUCGCUAGCUGGUGCGGCUUGUUCUCCAAUCUGAAUGCGGGCGACGCGGAGGGAUGGGAAUACCACGAACGCUUCCUCAAAAUGUACGAGCCGGCUCUCCGGCUCAAGAUCCUGAUGUACGCGGAGGCGUGUUAUCAAGCCUCCCACCAGCAAGAAUUCGAACGGAUUCUGGACCUUCCAAUAGCAAAGAAGGCAGCAAACGAGGCAGAGGAGGCGGCAAAGAAGGCGGCAGAGAAGGCAAAGCAGGCGCAGCAUGGGACAGACGAAGCAGUGAAAGAGGCGGAGGAGGCGGCGAAGAAGAAGAAGAAGGAUGAGGAGUAUCAAAACACUCCCAUCGCCGCGCCCCAGCGAGGUCACUUCUAG